AUGCUGGAGAGCGGCUGCAAGGCGCUGAAGGAGGGCGUGCUGGAGAAGCGGAGCGACGGGCUGCUGCAGCUGUGGAAGAAGAAGCGCUGCAUCCUGACCGAGGAAGGGCUGCUCCUCGUGCCCCCCAAGCAGCCGCAGCCGGGGCCCCCGGCCGCCGAGCCGCCGGCCGCCAAGAUCAAGGAGCUGCACUUCUCCCACAUGAAGACGGUGGACUGCGUGGAGCGGAAGGGCAAGUACGUGUAUUUCACCGUGGUCAUGGCCGAGGGGAAGGAGAUCGACUUUCGGGGCCCGCAGGAGCAGGGCUGGAACGCCGAGAUCACGCUGCAGCUGGUGCAGUACAAGAACCGCCAGGCCAUCCUGGCCGUCAAGUCCACCCGCCAGAAGCAGCAGCACCUGGUCCAGCAGCAGCACCCGGGCCACCGCCUCCGCAGCGCCUCCAACUCCGCGUAGGGCGCCCGAGGGAGCGGCCGCGGCCCAGCCCAGGUUGAAUCCAAGCAGCCCUUCAGGAAAUGAGACUGAUGAGCAGCACAUUUCUGUUGUGAACAUAUUUCAGUGGAUCCACAAACUUGGCAAACCGAGGAAAGCCGGGGUGGGGAGCAGGCAGACUGGAGAGCAUCA
Molecule: messenger RNA, 618 nt
Organism: Mauremys mutica (yellowpond turtle)
Lineage: Eukaryota; Metazoa; Chordata; Testudines; Geoemydidae
Gene: PHLDA1
Product: pleckstrin homology like domain family A member 1
Exons: 2
Coding region: 1-450 (149 amino acids)
Biological process (GO): positive regulation of apoptotic process
Cellular component (GO): nucleus
Molecular function (GO): phosphatidylinositol phosphate binding
Source: RefSeq, a predicted model, not a curated record